Ictalurus punctatus (channel catfish) is the source of this 2635-nucleotide messenger RNA. RefSeq names its product B-cell receptor CD22. The coding region runs from base 30 to 1709 and encodes 559 amino acids. NCBI's taxonomy places the organism in Eukaryota, Metazoa, Chordata, Actinopteri, Siluriformes, Ictaluridae. The record is from RefSeq and is a predicted model, not a curated record. The transcript is spliced from 11 exons.
UAUUUUGUUUCUAUAGAAUCUUUCCAGUAAUGAUGUUCCUCAAAAUGGCUUCUCCACUUGAUCUGGUCUUUCUGUUCAUGAUCUCAGGAGCUCUUGGGAAUGAAUGGAGUGUGACAUACAGCGAAACAAAUCUCUGUUCUUUAAAAGGAUCUACAGUGUUUAUGAACGUCACGUACACACACCCAACAGGUCUUACAGUGACGAACAGGUUUUGGUUAAUAAACCCAGUUAAGGGUAAAGAACCGACUGAUCUGUGUAAUGAAUCAGGUUACUCAGACAGAGUGGAGUAUUUAGGAGAUGAACAGAGACACUUCUCCCUCAGACUGAGUGACGUGAAGAAAUCAGAUGAACAGAAGUACUGGUUCAGAAUCAUAACAAAUGAAGCAAAAGAAAGAUACCAGGGUGAACCUGGAGUUACACUCAAUGUUACAGAUCUUCAGGUGAUCGCUCCUGCAGAAGUGACAGAGGGACAAUCAGUCGUUCUGAUCUGUAAAACCACCUGCAGUCUGACUGAUCCAACAUUCAUCUGGUACAAAAACAGACGUGAUUUAACCACAAACACCCCCAAGAGCAAUGAACUCCACCUGCAGCCGGUCAGCAGUGAGGAUGCAGGCAGUUAUAGCUGUGCUGUAAGAGGAUAUGAACAUCUCCCCUCUCCUGAUCAAACCAUCAGAGUCAGAUAUCCUCCAAAGAACGUCUCAGUGUCCAUCAGCUCCUCUGGUGAAAUAGUGGAGGGCAGUUCAGUGACUCUGACCUGCAGCAGUGAUGCUAACCCACCUGUGGAGAACUACACCUGGUUUAGGGGGACAACAUCAGUAGGAAAAGGAAAUACCUACACCAUCUCCAAGAUCAGAUCUGAGGACAGUGGAGAGUACAAGUGCAAGUGCAGUAAUGAAGUCGGACAUCAGGACUCCAUCAGUGUAACUCUGAAUGUUCUGUAUCCUCCAAAGAACGUCUCGGUGUCCAUCAGCUCCUCUGGUGAAAUAGUGGAGGGCAGUUCAGUGACUCUGACCUGCGGCAGUGAUGCUAACCCACCUGUGGAGAACUACACCUGGUUUAAGGGGACAACAUCAGUAUCAAAAGGAAAGACCUACACCAUCUCCAAGAUCAGAUCUGAGGACAGUGGAGAGUACAAGUGCAAGUGCAGUAAUGAAGUCGGACAUCAGGACUCCAUCAGUGUAACUCUGAAUGUUCUGUAUCAUCCAAAGAACAUCUUAAUGUCCAUCAGCUCCUCUGGUGAAAUAGUGGAGGACAGUUCAGUGACUCUGACCUGCAGCAGUGAUGCUAACCCACCUGUGGAGAACUACACCUGGUUUAAGGUGAAUGAAUCGUCACCUGUAGGAUCUGGACAGAGUUACGGAGCACUACAGAGUGGACAGUACUACUGCGAGGCUCAGAAUCAACACGGCUCUGAGAGAUCAGCUGCAGUGUCCGUCACUUUAAACAGGGUUCAGAGCUUAGGUGUGUACGCAGGUGUUGGGGCUGUUGUGUUUGUGUGUGUUUGUCUCAUCAUCACCUUCCUGUUUAUAAGAAGCAGGAGACAGAAGAAAAAGGCAGAUGAAGGUGACUCUCAGAACAUCGGGCCGAGCGCUAAAGACGACACGUACGCAGCUCUCGACCUCGCGGGCCGGACAUCUGAUGAUGUGUAUCACACACUUGCAAUUUCUCAUCCCAGGCCUCCUGCUGACACGCCCACUUCCUCUGACUAAAGAGCAGAACAUGAUGAAUGAAAUGAGUCCUGAAACAGCUGAUGAAUAGAGAGAGCUCCUCACUGAAGUGGAGAAACUGAAUCGCUCCUUUACACCAGCGACAUCAGCAUCUUACAGCCAUUUAAAGCAGCUUUAAUCAUUUUAUAGCAGUGUGUGAAGUACUUUUUCUCCUGCCAGCAGGUUAGGACUGUUCCAGUCAGCUGUAGAGUUUUCACUCAUUAGUUAUCGCUUCUUUAUUGUGAAUUUUGUAACUGAAUAAAGGGAUUGAAGCUCAACUGAAGUCCAGAAUGGAAAUAUAUUUAGCAGAGAAUGUGUAUUUAGUGAGAAAUAAAACUAAUUAUGAUGUAUUAACUUUCUCAGAACUGUACGCUGUAGGUCAGUGUUAUAGAUUUAAGCAGCUAAUGUGUCAGUGCUGAUUGAUCUAAAGUAAUUACUGCUGUAAACUCAUUUAAAGUGGUGAAGUGAUGUUUUAUUUACUGUUGACGGUGUGAGCGGCCAUGUUGGUCUGAUGUCAUGUACUGAACUCGGGGUUGAGGAGACCUUCCUGACUUUCUGAGUAGGAAUUCUGAGUUGAGGGGCCAUUUUCUUUGUUUUGUUUUUUUUGUUGUUUUUUUUGUUGUUUUUUUUGUUUGCUUGUUUUUUGUGAGUUAUGAGCUUUAUUCAAACACAGCAUGAGGUCCUGAUUGUCAGCCAGUGAUCCUGGAAUAGACUCCUGAUUCACUGUGACUCUGACCAGGAUAAAGCUCUUGUAUAUAUCGCAGUAGAGCCACUUUAACUAGCCAAAGCUGUUCAUAUACAUCCUUGUUUCAUUUUGUCUCACUCCAAAUAAACAGAUAAAACAUAUUAUUCCACUUUUUAUGUGAACUGUUCAUGUCGCUGUUCACGUCAAAUGUCAUAACAGUACUGUUACUUCCCAAAAUAAUCUA